This is a messenger RNA of Lindgomyces ingoldianus, 747 nucleotides long. RefSeq lists its product as uncharacterized. The transcript has 2 exons. Lineage: Eukaryota; Fungi; Ascomycota; Dothideomycetes; Pleosporales; Lindgomycetaceae. Bases 1 to 747 code for a protein of 248 amino acids. The record is from RefSeq and is a predicted model, not a curated record.
AUGGCAGCCCUCUCAAAGCUUCUCAACCUUCUAAAGUCCCUUACUGUCUCUCUCCUUCUUGUCUCCCCUACCACCCUGGCCACGAAUAACGUCAUCUUCAAUAACUACUGCCACUAUCCAUUGUACUUCUGGGCUGUCAGCACCGAAGUCGUGCAUGACGAGGCAUCCAAUUAUGUACCUGCACAUGACACACUCGUCCACCGCAUGGUGAACAUUGGCAACCCUGGCAUCUGUCUCAAAAUCCGCGACGUCCCCAUGUACGAGCAUGGCAGGCAAUCCAUCCUGCAGCUUGAAUACAACAUCGAUUGGAAUGACUCGAAGUGGCAUUGGGACUUCAGCGCCAUCGACUGCGCCUUAGGAGUUCCGGCGACCGAGGAGGGAUACUGUCCCUUUAUUGGUGGAGGUGUGCAUGUGUAUACCACUGGGGACGAUGCCACCUGCAAAUAUGCACACUGUCUCGGAAAUCAUGAGGCGGAUUGCGUGAAUACUUACACCAGACAUGGGAGCUGGCAUGGAGAGCCUUCGUGGUCUUGCCCGAUGGGCAAUGACCUUAUCAUCGACACGUGCACCAGCUGGACGCCUGCAAGGACCUAUAUCAACGGGAAGCCAUUUACAGAGACCGACUAUCAGCCGCCACAACCUCAGCCUCCUGACCCUGCCCCUGGAAGCUCAUGUGACGAGCCAUGCGAUUACUUCGGACCCGUACCUCACAGCAUCGAGGAGCUCCCACUCUGCGGUUCUUGUUGA